AUGUCAACAGGUGAAGUCGAGUACAGGAGUGUCUUGCAGCACAGCGAAUAUAUCUCGUCCUCACAAGGACUGUCAGAAGAUGUUGGAGGACAUCUUGCAAGAUAUGAUGGUAUACCAGUUGGGCAUGAUGGAGGGGUGCAUCCUUCUGAGUAUCCGUGGACGUAUCUUCCAGUGCCGGUGAAGCAAGAGGCUCACCAUGCGAGGCAGCUAUAUGAUAGCAUAUACUCAUUGCCGUUGAUGUCUAGCCCUCCAAAAUACCAGCCACAGCUCACAUGUGACACACAUGAGUCUGAUCAAACCCCUUUGACACAGAGAUUUGGAAUCUCUGAUGGCUAUGUCGGCGCUAACCCUCUACACAACGGUAGGAAUACCAAGCAUUAUGGCGAUUCCUUUUCAUUCGUCAAUGACAGGCUAACAGAAGAAGACAUGUAUAAGGGUAUGGUAGAUAAUCAUGCCAUGCUCCCGUCAGUAGGCUCUGAGCUUAACAACCGAGCAUCUACCGAAGCUGAGUCUUUAUCCAGUUGGGAGAACUCUCCUAGACCGACCAUGGCACAAUUGACCGUGGACACAGCAGUUCCUACCACGCAGUCGCCAUCUGGGUUUGUCUCAGCAUCCAUAGGGUAUAAUAACAUAUCUGCAUACUCAGAUAUGCCCUCUUCAACUUCAGCUUUCACUCCCUGUAGCUCCCUAUACUACUCAAACACGCCACUCUCACCUUCAGCGUCGCCUCAAAGACAGCAGCAAUAUUCAGACCGUCUCAAGGCUGAAUCGGGCGCCAUGGCUGCCGUGUCUCCGGGAGCUCCUCGAACCCGGCAAUUGAGAACUUAUGGCUACGACGGCUGCGGAAGUGGAUGGGUACAGAGCCCUUCUUCCGCGAAUCCAACGUACCUUCCCCAGCCGCAUGGUAACACGCCAUUUGCUGGAUCAUCCCCUCUAGAGCAGAAACCAGACCACCACCACCCUCCUCCCCAUGCGGUAGAUACAUCUGAGGAGAAGGCAGAGUCAAAGGAAGCAGUAGAAGCCCUGCCUCCUCCGUUGCCAAAACCCCCAGCCGGUGUUAAAAAGUCCAAGUCUGACAAGGCUACCCCGAAGCGCAAAAUCAAGCAAGCUGUAUCCCGAAAAGCGUCUGGGAAGAAGCUGUGUCGGCAACAGCAUGAUAUCGAUCACUAUUCAAACCUGGCUGACCCUCCUGACUUGUUUGAACCAUUGAAGGAUAGCCCAUCACAACCACCACCGGAAGACCUGUUCCCGUCUGACCCAGCGAUGAUUCCCCGGGAGCAGGAUCCUCGCUUUGAAGGCGACAUGUACACUCCCGCCUGGGUACGCGGACAGGGAAACAAGCGUGAAGGUUGGUGCGGCAUCUGCAAGCCUGGACGCUGGCUUGUGCUCAAAAACUCCGGGUAUUGGUAUGACAAGAGUUUCACACAUGGCAUCAGUGCCACGACCGGGCAGGCAUUUAGUCCCCCGAAGCAGACUCGACGAAGCCAGGGCAACGCAAACAUCUGGGAGGGUCUCUGUGAGAACUGUGACUCGUGGGUUGGGCUGGUCAGUAGCAAGAAGAGAGGGACGACAUGGUUUCGCCAUGCGUAUAAGUGUUAUAAUGGCUGCAGCACCACCAGCAGGAGCAGCAAGACUGAAGGCACGCUAAAGAGACGACGAGCAAGCAGUGAGAGCGAUGACAACCGCCCUUCGACUCGACCUAAGCUGUCAUCAACACCGACGGCUCGCAAAGCGAAGCCAGCCAUUCCAUCCUUUGGUUCCAAAGUAAGCCAAUCUCCAACUACAUCCUAG
Molecule: messenger RNA, 1791 nt
Organism: Trichophyton benhamiae CBS 112371
Lineage: Eukaryota; Fungi; Ascomycota; Eurotiomycetes; Onygenales; Arthrodermataceae
Exons: 3
Coding region: 1-1791 (596 amino acids)
Source: RefSeq, a predicted model, not a curated record